GCACGGGAAAGAUCGCACCCGAUGAAGACGCUGGCGGAACCGUUCCUCCUUGUGACUGAAGGCACGUCGACACCAUCCCCGCCGCCAUCCAGUAGCAAGCGAUUCCUUGUGUGCAUGGGAUGCGGCUUGGCCCUCUUCCUUGCCUCGUUUCUCAUGUUUCCGUUCUCGAUGGCUGCGUUUGGCUUGCUAUACUCGACAGGGUCCAUUGUCUUCAUGGGAUCGACGUUGUUUGUCGCGCCGAUCAAGCAGCAACUUGACACCCUGCGUGCAAACUCGAACCGAGCGACGUGCUUGGCCAUGUACCUGUGCUCCAUCAUGCUCACGCUCUUCUUUGCACUGUAUCCCGGCCUGUGGUUUCGAUCCAUGCUCGUCCUUCUGUCGGUGUGCAUGCAAUGCGCAACGUUGGCAUGGUAUUGCAUCAGUUACUUUCCGCGCGUCCAAGCAGGGCUUCGCGCCGCGAGUAUGUACGUUUUGGUACCAUAAAGGACACAUUUAUACAAAUCCUUGCAUUAUGGAG
Aphanomyces invadans is the source of this 517-nucleotide messenger RNA. RefSeq lists its product as hypothetical. Lineage: Eukaryota; Oomycota; Saprolegniomycetes; Saprolegniales; Verrucalvaceae. The transcript has 2 exons. Bases 22 to 483 code for a protein of 153 amino acids. Gene Ontology annotation, biological process: vesicle-mediated transport. Gene Ontology annotation, cellular component: membrane. The record is from RefSeq and is a predicted model, not a curated record.